Molecule: messenger RNA, 1694 nt
Organism: Stegastes partitus (bicolor damselfish)
Lineage: Eukaryota; Metazoa; Chordata; Actinopteri; Pomacentridae
Product: phospholipase B1, membrane-associated
Exons: 13
Coding region: 400-1224 (274 amino acids)
Biological process (GO): phospholipid metabolic process
Cellular component (GO): brush border membrane
Molecular function (GO): phosphatidylcholine lysophospholipase A1 activity; retinyl-palmitate esterase activity; A2-type glycerophospholipase activity
Source: RefSeq, a predicted model, not a curated record
UUUAAGCAUCCAGAGUUUCAGUGCCCGGACAUGAGCCCUUCUCCUUCCGUCCCGUCUUCAGGUCUGUCGCCUCCAAUCGAUCCGUCGUGCCAGAACUCAGCUGGAUUCAACUGAUCCUCUCUCUGUUCUCUGUCCUCUGUGUCUUUGCUUUCACCCUGUGGUCCAGUGGAGUUUGUGAAGGCGGCUGAUAUCAAAGUCAUCGCUGCUUUGGGGGAUUCUCUGACAACGGCCAUCGGCGCCAACGCCACCACUGUCCUCGGGAUUCCCAUCGAGUUUCGCCACGUGUCUUGGAGCAUCGGCGGCUACGGGACGUUUCAGGAUGUCAUUACUUUGGCAAACAUCAUCAAGUUGUUCAAUCCCAACCUGCUGGGCGCUGCUCCCGGGAAGACGGUCCACGGGAUGCAGGCUCACAUCAGCGAGACGGGCUUCAACCUGGCUGUGACCGGACACAACACCUUCAACUUGCCCGGACAGACGAGGCAUCUGAUCGACACGCUGAGAGCCUACGAGGGGCUGAACUUCGAGGAGGACUGGAAGCUUCUAACCAUCCUCAUGGGCAUGAACGACAUCUGCGACUACUGCAAAGACAAGGCUCUCUUCUCGGUGGACAACUUCAUCCACUACAUGACCGUCUCCUUGGAAAUGCUCAUGAACGAGGUUCCUCGCAUGAUCGUCAACGUGGUUCAGAUUCUGCCCAUGCAGACUCUGAGGGAGGUCCAGAAGCCGACGCCGGGAUGUUUGCUCCAACGGUCCUUCUGUUCGUGCCUCAUCGAGCCGGUGGCCAGAUCUCCUGAGCUGAGGGAGCUGGUGGAGGUCAACCUGGAGUUCCAGAAGAGGCUGGAGCAGCUGCUGCACAGCGACCGCUUCUUCAGGGACGACUUCGCCGUGGUCCUGCAGCCCUUCCUGAAGCACGCCGACCCUCCUCGCCUCCCGAGCGGGAGGAUCGAUAUGACCUUCUUCACUCACGACUGCUUCCACUUCACCAUGAAGGGCCACGAGGAGCUGGCCAAGGGCCUCUGGAACAACAUGUUUCAGCCUGAAGGAGGGAAGAUGAUCGUGAGCAGCUUCUCUGAUCCCAUCGGACUCAUCUGCCCGCCGACGAACCAUCCGUACAUCUUCACCCGGCCCAUCGCAGCCCGGUCCGGCCGGCCUCGGCUCCGGUCCGGUGCUCAGACCGUCUUCCUGCUGCUCUCAGUGGGUCUGGCUCAUCUGGGCUUCAUGUAGCUUCUACCAGGCGGUGAAGUCUGUGGAUGUCCGACGCCUUGAAACAGAGGAAGUCACUGCAGAGCCUGGAGCAGCUUCCUCUGGACCACCAGGCUGCUUCCUGUUUAGUGACGCUGCCUCCGGGCCGGCAGCAGAGGGACGGACCGGGUCGGCAGCAGAACCACUGUGAUGCUCGGCCGUGCUGCUUGAUGCACCGUGUUGUUCUCAGCAUGACGUUCACGUUUCUACCUUCAUACAUAAAACAUUAAACUGUCGUCACUCUGCCCACAGCUCAGUGUGUUAAAGUUCUGGUGGUUCUGGUUCAGUCCGAGGACGUGUUCAGGUCGCUUUACUCCAGUAAAACUACUGAUACCAUGAAGUAAAAGUACUCUGGUGGCAGCUUUUAAAAUGCUCCUGAUGUUAAAGUAGGAUAACUGCUGCUUAGUUUGAUUAACAACAAAACAUUAAAACACACUGAAAUAGUGAAACGA